Messenger RNA from Fraxinus pennsylvanica, 960 nucleotides. The record is from the annotation of a GenBank genome assembly. NCBI's taxonomy places the organism in Eukaryota, Viridiplantae, Streptophyta, Magnoliopsida, Lamiales, Oleaceae.
AUGCAAACAUUCUUCGAAGGGUAUGGGCUAGUCACAAAGUUGCAAAUCUCUGGAUGUGGCUCUACAGAUGUGGGAUACAUGUCGAUGAACCCUGGUGUGGAGGAGAAAUCUUUGCUGGAGGUAGAUCGUGAAAAGGAAUUGCUUCGAGAGAACUCUGAUUUACAGUGGAGGCUUGCAUGUGCCCAAGACAAGCUCCAAAAAUAUAAAACAGAGAACGCUUUUUUCCUUCUAUUCUGCGAAGCCAACGCCACUAACAUUACCAAACUGUUGAACCAGUAUCCAGACUUCAGCAGUUUCAACGACUACCUAACGAAAACCGGACUAGCCACUGAUAUCAGCUCGCGCCAAACGAUCACGGUCCUUGUUGUAGACAACGGCAACAUUUCCCUGUUAUCGGGGAAAUCGGAUGCUGCCAUCAAGAAGAUCUUGAGUGUUCAUGUGAUUCUUGAUUAUUAUGACGUGAAAAAAUUCGAAAACUUACCUAAUAAGACGGCACUUGUUACUACACUCUACCAAUCCAGUGGCCAGGCCACUGGUCAACAGGGAUUUCUCAAUGUGACAGAUGUGAGUAGUGGAAGUGUUGCCAUUGGUUCAGCAGAAAAGGGUGCAUCUUUAGGGGCUAAUUUAGUUAAGUCUAUUGCUUCACAGCCAUAUAAUGUAUCAGUAUUACAAAUAAGUACUGUUAUCAUCCCAUUGGGAAUUGACAACACAACCUCAAAGAAUUCGACUUCUCCUUCGCCUGCUUCUAGCCCGAAGAAGUCUCCGAGUCCUAAGAAAUCUCCCCCAAGCGAUUCUCCAUCACCCUCCAAAUCCCCCGGUUCACCUCCUGUGCCUUCUGAUGCACCGGUUGCAGAUUCACCAGCACACGAUUCCCCUAGUGAAGGCACGACUCUCCAGCUUAGUCUGUUUGUCAUGUUUAUAAUAGUAUCUUCAACUCUAUGGCUCAUAUCGACUAUAUGA